AUGGAAGCAAAGAACGAAAAACCCAUUACGGUCGACGAGAUAAAAGCCUUGGCUCAAAAGCGCUUACCGGCAUACGUCUGGCGCUAUUACUCAGAUGGAGCUGAUGAUCAACUGACAACUUUGCGGAAUCAAGAGGUAUACGAAACUCUUGUUAUCCGUCCACGCAUUCUUCGAAAUGUAUCUUCAAUUGAUACCUCGACACGGAUAUUCGGAAAACACUAUGAUAUACCCAUAGCCAUCGCACCGAGCGCAUACCAGCGUCUUGCCGGGUACAAUGGCGAGAUAGACGUCGCCCAAGCCGCUUUUGCCCGUGGCACCAAUAUCUGUCUGUCUUCCAACGCGACAACAUCCCUGGAAGACGUCGCCCGAACCCUACCUCAACGCGACGCCAAGUACCCCAAACCAUGGUUUCAACUAUAUUUUGUACGUUCCCGUGAUAUAACAAAAGAGCUCAUUGAGCGGGCCGAACGAGCGGGCUAUGAAGCUCUCGUUCUGACAGUGGAUACGACGACCAUGGGGAAUCGCCUGCACGAACGCAAAAACCCUUUGAAGUUGCCUGCUGAUUUGAGCAUGGCUAACAUGACUACCAUCAAAGGCGGUGGCGUAUCAAAAGGUCGAUUAAUUCUGAACGCCGAGACUGCAGAAGAGGCGGCCAAAAUUGAGAGGGAGCAUUCGGAUCUUCUCGUCGACUCAGCUCUGACGUGGACAGAGACAAUACCCUGGCUACGAUCUCAAACAAACAUGAAGAUUAUUCUUAAGGGAGUUCUCACAGCCGAAGAUGCCCUCUUAGCAGUAGAGGCUGGUAUCGACGCCAUCAUUGUGUCAAACCAUGGCGGUCGUCAACUCGACAGCGUUCCAGCGACACUUGAAGCUUUACCCGAGAUUUCUGACGCUGUAAAGGGCCGUAUUCCUGUUCUAUUUGACGGUGGGAUUAGUAAGGGCUCAGACGUCUUCAAAGCCCUAGCUUUAGGGGCAGAUCUUUGUUUGUUGGGACGGUCAGCGCUAUGGGGGCUAGCCGUGAAUGGGCGUUAG
Molecule: messenger RNA, 1032 nt
Organism: Fusarium fujikuroi IMI 58289
Lineage: Eukaryota; Fungi; Ascomycota; Sordariomycetes; Hypocreales; Nectriaceae
Product: probable L-lactate dehydrogenase (cytochrome)
Exons: 2
Coding region: 1-1032 (343 amino acids)
Molecular function (GO): oxidoreductase activity; FMN binding
Source: RefSeq, a predicted model, not a curated record